Molecule: messenger RNA, 1764 nt
Organism: Morus notabilis
Lineage: Eukaryota; Viridiplantae; Streptophyta; Magnoliopsida; Rosales; Moraceae
Product: mitogen-activated protein kinase 7
Exons: 3
Coding region: 254-1360 (368 amino acids)
Biological process (GO): intracellular signal transduction; protein phosphorylation
Cellular component (GO): nucleus; cytoplasm
Molecular function (GO): ATP binding; MAP kinase activity
Source: RefSeq, a predicted model, not a curated record
UGUUUGGUUUUGUUUUGGUCUUUAUAUUUUAGUUUCUCUCUCUCUUUGCCAUGGGGUAUAUCGUUCAGGUUUUCUGAUCACGACGACAUGAGGAAUCUGAAAUCUGUUGCCCUUUUAAGAUCUGACCUGUUUUGACAAGGAUAUAUAUAUAUAUAUAUAUAUACACAUAUAUAAAUAUAUGUAUAGAUGAUACUUGUUUUUUGCUUCAGGAUCUUCUAGCUCAUUCAUGUUGGUCCUCACUUAUUGAGCAAAAAUGGCAACUUUGGUUGAGCCUCCUAAUGGAACUAGGCAAAGAGGAAAGCAUUACUACUCAAUGUGGCAAACUUUGUUUGAGAUUGACACCAAGUAUGUUCCCAUCAAGCCCAUAGGGAGAGGAGCGUACGGCGUGGUGUGCUCAUCCAUUAAUAGGGAGACCAAUGAGAAAGUCGCGAUCAAGAAGAUCAAUAACGUGUUUGAGAACCGCAUCGACGCCUUGAGGACUCUGAGGGAGCUUAAGCUUCUUAGGCAUAUCCGGCACGAGAAUGUGAUUGCUCUAAAAGAUGUUAUGAUGCCUAUUCACAGAGAAACUUUCAAGGAUGUUUAUCUCGUUUACGAGCUCAUGGAUACCGAUCUCCAUCAAAUUAUUAAGUCUUCACAGCCCCUUUCCAAUGACCAUUGCAAAUAUUUCUUAUUUCAGUUGCUUCGUGGACUCAAAUAUCUUCAUUCAGCGAACAUUCUUCACCGUGAUUUGAAGCCCGGAAACCUCCUUGUCAAUGCUAAUUGUGACCUGAAGAUAUGCGAUUUUGGUCUGGCGAGAACGAGCAGAGGAAAUGGCCAAUUCAUGACUGAAUAUGUCGUCACUCGCUGGUACCGCGCACCAGAGCUACUCCUCUGCUGUGACAACUAUGGAACAUCCAUUGACGUCUGGUCUGUAGGAUGCAUAUUCGCUGAAAUCCUUGGUCGAAAACCAAUCUUCCCAGGAACCGAAUGCCUCAACCAACUAAAGCUGAUAAUCAACGUUCUCGGCAGCCAAAGUGAAGCUGAUCUCGAGUUCAUUGACAAUCCAAAGGCGAGGAAGUUCAUAAAAUCCUUGCCUUACUCUAGGGGAAUGCAUUUUACGGGCCUUUAUCCCCACGCCGAUCCGUUGGCUAUAGAUUUGUUGCAAAGGAUGCUUGUGUUUGAUCCAACUAAGAGAACCACUGUCACUGAAGCACUCCAACACCCUUACAUGGCGGGGCUUUAUGAUCCGAGAUGCAAUCCUCUGGCCCAGGUUCCAAUCAGUCUCGACAUAGAUGAGAAUUUGGGUGAACAUAUGAUAAGGGAGAUGAUGUGGAGCGAAAUGCUGCAUUACCAUCCUGAAGCUGAUUCUGCAAAUACAUGAGUAAUAUCAAUAUCCUCCCCAAUAAGGUUUUUUCUUGAGUUGUUGUAGCUUUUUGAAUUAGCAGGUAUUGUUUUUUCCUCUUUAAGUACUUGCUCUGCUAUGUUUUGAGCAAUCUGCAGUUGAACACCAUGAUUCUAGUUUCUAUUCCUAAAGAUUUUGUUUCUUAAACAUCUGUUUUAGUAGCAUAACAUCGCAUCUUGUUUCGGAAGUAGAUGUAGUGGUGUUCAAUAAAUUCUCCAAUAGUAUCCCAUAUUUUAUGCACCAUUUAAUUUAAAUCAUAUAGUCAAUGGAGUACUAUGUAUGAUGAGGCUCCAAAAACUUUGUAACGUAUGGCGGGAAUUGUUUUUGUUGUUCGAAUACUUUUUCUGGUUUUGACCGGAUUUAAAGGUCCGAAAUAGACCUAA